ACGCAGCAGACGGCUUUUAAAUUUGUCAGUUGAAUAAAAACUUUCAAACAACAUGUCAGGCAAACAGUGCAGCGUUUUUUGGUGCUAUUAAAAAUUAAGAAAUUUCAAUGUUUCUGACUAAAAACAUUGGAGAAAAGUGUAAAACUAAUCAGGUGGCUAGUCAUGUGUACUAUAGAUGGCACAAUUCGACAAAUUCUCAACAGAUGUAGAAGUGAGCCUCGAGCAAGUAAUCAAAAUGAACAUGGACCAAUUUUAUUGGACUUGCUUGAAGAUGAUUCGAAGGAAAAAUUGGAAGCUGAUAUGAAGAAAUUUCUUGAUGAUCAGAAAGUUAACUUUAGUGUCGUCGAGUAUGCGAGUGUAAAUAAAAUGCUAGCUCUGUGUUCCUUAACGACAGAGAAAGUGGUUGAGGGUACAUGCUAUUUAAUGGAAGCACACUCAACUAGUCUUCGGCAGCAAGUGCUUCAUAGGUUUACAAAAACAAACGCUCGCAUCAAAUACCAGGCAAGGUCGGCGAUUUAUGGGUUAGAUCCUUAUCAUGUUAAGUACGACAUGAAAAAUACCUGGAACUGCAAGACCCUAAAAAGAAAACUGGCAGAACUUCCUCCUGAAUGGUACGUAAUCCAAGUUACAUCUCAACACGAGAAUUUUGCUGAUUACAAGUAUGAUGAGUACGCAGGAAAUUCUCUUUAUACUAUGCGACCAACACAUCCGAUACACAUCAGUAUUUUUCCCACUGGACCCAAUGCCAUAGAACCUUUUAGUCUCACUUUGCCAAAACCUAUCACGAACAACUCCUACGAUUUGCGCAAAGAAAUAGAGUCGAUUUUGAAUAAAAACAAAUCCGACCUCUUGAAUCAUUAUUCUAAUCGAACGCACUAUUGGGAAAUGCGCAGACGACAAGAUAGUCAAAUGAAGACGGCAAUAGACGAAUUGGAAAAUACUUGGUUGAGAGAAUGGAGGGUUCUUUUCAUGGCAGAUCCCUUAGAGAACCUAGAACUUGUAAAAAAUGUGCAUAGAAUGAUAGAUAAACUCGUAGACGACUCUAGAAAUUCCAAAGAAAUUCCAAGUAGUUCUAGAUGGUUGUUAAAGAAAGUGGCUGAGGGUUCGUGCUUUUUAUCAAAGGAAGAGCUUUCAAGAGCAGUCAAGUACCUUCUGCCAAACCACAAAAAACUUGCCAAAAACAUUGUGUUGUCCGUUCACGGAAUGACCAGUUCAAUUGAAGAGUUAAAAUCCUCAAAUAGAAAAAACAUGAUAUUAAUUUUGGAUGAGAACAUGGAUCACAUACCGUUUGAGGCAAUGCAGAUUCUGAGGCAUCAUCCAGUUUCUAGAUUAGCUUCUAUUCAUGUUACUUACGCCUUGUACAUGGAGUACCGAGAUUCAAUUGUGGAUGGCUGCAAGGUCAUUAAACUGUCAAACGACGUUGGUUCGUUCAUCAUAAACCCUUCAUGUGAUCUGCUCAGAAUGGAAAGGAGACUAAAGGUCUUCAUAGAUUACUGGCUUCCUGAUUGGAAAGGCUUGUUUGGCAAGGAGCCAGAUGAAAUGCGAUUCAAAAGUGCUUUAGUCGAUCAUGAUAUCCUCAUGUAUGCUGGUCAUGGAAGUGGAAUUCAGUAUUUGAGGGUCGAAGACAUCGAAAAGCUUCGUGUAGCAGCGAUUGUAUUAUUGUUCGGAUGCAGUAGUUUGAAACUGACCCCAGUUGGAGGCCGACAGCCUCCAUUUGGAGUUUCCAAUCAGUAUUUAACAGCCUGCAGUCCGUCUACUUUGGGAAUGCUGUGGGAGGUGACGGAUGGAGACUGUGACAAACUAACAGCAACCUUCAUGAGUAAUUGGAUUCCAUCUGAAAAUAAAGGGUCAGCGCAGAAUAUAAAUUUUGCCGAAUGGGACAAAGGAAUCCUGUCUCCGGAUGAAAAGGUUGAAGUUCCUCAGCCAGUGGAAUUCGAAAUGCUGAGGGCACUAGCAAAAUCAAAGGAUGUUUGCGGGCAAUACAUGACAGCAGCGGCGGUAAUCGUCCGCGGAUUACCAAUAAGAUUACAAGCCUGAAAGUACAUUUUCUACAAUUUUGUAUAGAUGGCAGUAAGUAAGUUUUAUAAUAAGAAUAUACCUAGAGAUUUGAAUGGGAGUUUUGUAAGACUUUUUUUUUUUGAUUGGGUAUGAUUUUAUGCAGGAAUGUUAUUUUAUCCUUAGAUGAAAUGUGAAUUGUAUAAACUAAGGCUUUGUAAAAAUGAUUUAAGGAAAUUUGUAUCAUUGCAAUAAACGCUUCUAUUUAUCUCGAACUGAA
Molecule: messenger RNA, 2275 nt
Organism: Belonocnema kinseyi
Lineage: Eukaryota; Metazoa; Arthropoda; Insecta; Hymenoptera; Cynipidae
Gene: Sse
Product: separin
Exons: 9
Coding region: 163-2037 (624 amino acids)
Biological process (GO): meiotic chromosome separation; proteolysis
Cellular component (GO): mitotic spindle; nucleus; centrosome
Molecular function (GO): cysteine-type endopeptidase activity
Source: RefSeq, a predicted model, not a curated record